Molecule: messenger RNA, 2941 nt
Organism: Siniperca chuatsi (mandarin fish)
Lineage: Eukaryota; Metazoa; Chordata; Actinopteri; Centrarchiformes; Sinipercidae
Exons: 5
Coding region: 477-1133 (218 amino acids)
Source: RefSeq, a predicted model, not a curated record
GUUGUAAACAUUGUUGCAGAGUUUGUGUUUUGUGCCCAAUCAAUUAAUUGACUAAUCGCAGCCUAAAGCCAGUUUGUCAUGGUUUGGCUGGUUUUGAUGGGUGCUGCUGGACUUCUGCUGUCCUAAAUGGUCUAUUUAGAAAUGAACACUGGCACCCACAUGCAGUACAUCAGCACAAGAAUAACCUUAUCCGGAAUUUCUUGUUGUUUUUUCCUUUUCUUUUAUUCUUGCCAUUAAGCAUUCCCCUUCGUGUUGGUUCGUUUCAAUUGCUUUUAUUUUGAAGGCUGGGGCCGGAAGUCCUACCCUGAUCUGUGUGACGUGACACAGCAGUUGCUAGGGCGCAAGCUCCAUAGCAACCGAACCACAGAGAGGAAAAGUUGAGAUUUUAGGUUUUUGUCUUUUAAUAGAAGAGUAGAAGAUGGCGGGUCUCUUCCCAACGCCGAGGCCGGAGACAGAAGCGUUACCCUGAAAUAAAAAUGCCUGCCACAAAAGUUAUCAUGCCCAAACCAGUGGAGGCUACAAGAAAAACCCUCGAGAAACCCAAACCGGUGAAGGUAAGAGCGGUUAACGGAGCGGAGAACGACCUCAGAGUGCCCGCUGUGCGUAAAAGCCGCGCGUCGAGCUGCCCGAGGUGUCCGCAGCGGGACCCGUGCGCGAGGAGCACCGGAGCGCAGCGCGCAGCCCUCAAAACGAGCUGUGAGAGGAGGUCCAGGUCCACCUCCACCGCUCCCAAAACCACCGCAAGAACAACAAACCCGGACUACCGGAGGGCGACCAACUCUGUGAAACACCCAGAAUGCCGUGAGAUGAGCGGCUGUCCGGGUCCGAGGGCGCAGCUGGGCGUCAGGGCUGAGGCAAAACAUGCGAGUCAGAGCCACAAAGCGUUCACUGUCAUCCCCCCGAACCCCAAGAAAAGAAGAGAGAUCCAGAGAAAGGCGGAGGCGGAGCUCGCCGCUUUAGAGGAGCUUCGGCUGAGCAGAGCGAUGGCUUAUGUCUCCAUUAACCCCAGCAGUGUUGGUGGCUGUAUGAGUCUGGAGGAAGUACGGUUGAAGCAGCAGCAGGAAAUGAUGCAAGCCAAGAGGAAACCGAUGAAGACGCAGGUGAUGGAGCAAACACCUGUCCUGAACAGCUGAGCGUCACCUCUCCCCCCGUCUCUGCCGGCAGCUCAACUGUACGACGCAAAGUUCACAUGCUUUCAAACUGGAUCCAAGUCACAUAUUUAAACACAAAAUUGAAAUGAAACUGGGUUAGAAAGAUGUACACAUUAAAUUAUUUGUAUACAAAGCGUGACACUGCUUGUGUUUAUUCUGACAUCAUUGUGGACCCGUUUAUGAAGAUUUCAUACAGCAUUAUACUAUAUGUUUUGUAUAUAGUUGUUUAGUAUGUCAUGUAUUAUGUAUUUUGUAUAUAUGUCAUGAACAGAUCAUGCAGUUUAAAGGGUUAGAUAUGGAUUUUUCACAAAAUGGCAGCCCAAAAACAUUUUUAUUAAUCUUUGGACUGAUCUAGAAAGCAUUGCACAUUGAUGGAUAAACCCUUAACGAGGCCAUUACUUAAAUCGUAUGAAGCCUUAUUAUAAAGUGGUACCCAUGUUUGACUUAAAAACUGAUUUGGCACUUGUUUCAAGACAUAAAGACUUAAUUAUGAACUUUACCCCUAAUGGUAUCUAGCCCUUGAGAUAGAUUUAGCUGAAGUUGUCCAUGUUUUGAGAUGUUUGUCUUUAAGAUUUCCAUUUCUGCCACCCCCCCAAUACAACUCAGGUUAACGGAUUUUGUUUGUGCAUCUCUGCCCGUUGAGAAAUCACAUUAAAGAAAGUCAAAAGCAGUGUGUCUUUCCAGAAAUGAUGUCCUGGUCACACUGGAUAAUCUGCCGAACACUUUGUCAACAGUUUUCGUUGGAACUACUGAAGAAAUAGCCCAUACAAGCUGUUCACAGUCCUAUAAAGACAGCACGUAACUGCAGGGGACGAAUCAAGUCCCAGAAAGAGUCCCAGAAAGAGUCCCAGAAAGCCCUGUAAUAAGAAGCAUCCAAUCAGUGAGCUUAUUAUUCUGUUGGUGCACCAAUUAUUAUUAUUACUAUGCAUUUUGCCUUUAUUUGACAGGAGACUACGACAGACCGCAAACACAAUGAGAGGGCAAGUGGGGUGACGUGCAACAAUGGCCCCCAGCCAGAAUCAUUAUUAAUUAAUUAAUUAAUUAGUUAUUAAAUGGACCAAGAUUUUGGAUCAUAGUUUAUUUUAGUUUUUUUAAUUUCCUUGUGAAUUUUGGUCCUUGGCGCAACAAUAAAGCAUUCGAUUCAUGCUAUAAGUCUGAUAUUGUGACUCUGGUUGGAGUCUUCUGCAACUGUUGAUGAGGCUCAUGGGUAAUGUAGUAUUUAGCACCAUUUAACAUGCCAAACUUGAUUCGUCAGGAACAAGUUUGCAGCGGUGGAAGAAGUAUUCAGACAUUUUACUUGAGUAAAAGUGGCUAUACCACAAUUUAAAAAUACUUUGUAACAAGUAAAAGGGUUACAAAAUAUUAUCAGCAAAAUGUACUUUAAGUAUCAAAGUAAAAGUACUCACUGUGCAACAUGUAAGCAGAAUUGUAAUAUUGUAGGCUGCAGUAAAGCUAAUUUUAUUAAUUUUAUAUACUGUUGGGUGGUUUAAUUUACGGUAUAAUAAUACCUCAUAUUUUAUAUACUAAUUAUAGGUUUUUUAAAUCUUCAUCUGCAAAGUAACCAGUAACUAAAAAGUAAAAGUACAAAAUUUCCCUCUGAAAUGUGGUGGAGUCAAAGUAUAAAGUUGCAUAAAAUAAAAAAAGUACCUCAGAGUUGUAUUUAAGUACAGUAGUUCAGUAAAUGUACUUUCCACCACUGCAAAUGAGACAUAUUAAUUACUUGAUUUCUGUGUUUCUGUGUUGAGUUAGAUUGUUAAAAGUAUAAUAAAUUUUUAUAAAAUGGAAAUCUA